This is a messenger RNA of Plutella xylostella (diamondback moth), 2263 nucleotides long. The record is from RefSeq and is a predicted model, not a curated record. NCBI's taxonomy places the organism in Eukaryota, Metazoa, Arthropoda, Insecta, Lepidoptera, Plutellidae.
AUAUAUGACAGCUUGGCUUUGUCUUGUAUUUCAGUAUUUGGAUGUGUUUUUGUCAAAAACCUAAAAAUAUUCUUAACUAUUCGCACCCUUAAAGCUAAUAAAUGAUAAUUUCACCGAUAGUCUGCUGAAUAAAGUGUUUAGCACUGCAUUGGUUGUACGAAACCACACAAUAAGAUGGAGGAUGGCAUGGACAUAGAGGAACAUGAUCUGUUGAACAACCCUACUGUGAUGAGUGUGUUUUCAGAUCUUGCCGUUCUCAAACAAGAAAUAAUUGAUUUUGAUACAAAUGAAGGUGUAGCACCAGAAACAUUUACAACCCUGGAAGUACCAAAGAGAAAUAAAUACAAAAAUCAACUACACAAUUUAACGGUCUACAGUAGGGAUCAUCCUACCGAGUGCUCCACUCAAGACCUGGAUGUGAAACCUGACCACCUGUGUACUGACAUGGAUGACAAAAUAACUGUCAAGCGCAACAGUUUGACAGAAUUUCAUGAAAUUGAAACUGAAAUCAAGAAGGAAUCAGAGAAUGUUGUACCAAAUGAAUUGCCAUUUUACAGGAACAGAAUUAUACUAGGCAAGAUACAAGUAGAUGAGUCUGACGAAGAACGAGAAACUGAUGCACCAGGUGACUGUAAUAAUGUUGAAAACAACAAAACAAACAAUGAUCAAGAUUUGGCAGUGUCAAUAUACACUGAUGAAAAUAGAAGCAUGAGGAUAACUAAACAGAAUUAUGAAAAAAUUGAAAAAUGUUUGCGAGCUAAAAUUAUUUUAACAAACUGUUAUACAACUCUAUUGAACAACAACUGUUACUGUGCUCAGUGUGCAGUGUUGUUCCCCACCACUGAAGCGUAUAGUGAACAUUACACGAGCACACACACCGAGACCACUCACUCAACUAAAGCCUCGGCUUCUCUUGUGAAACGUAAACAAAUCAUAUACCCACGUGAGAAAGCAUUUGUGUGUGACACCUGCACGAAAACAUUCAGCAAAAAAACCAGCUUGAUAAAGCACAUUUUAAUUCACACUGGCGAAAAGCCAUUCGGGUGUGACAUUUGCAUGAAAACAUUUAACCAAAGAUUUAAUUUGAAGAUCCACAAGUUAGUUCACACUGGCGAAAAGCCGUUCGAGUGUGACAUUUGCAAGAAAACAUUUAAAAGAAUAAGUAAUUUGAAGGCACACAAGUUAAUUCACACUGGCGAAAAACCAUUCGAAUGUGACAUUUGCACGAAAACAUUUACCCAAAGAUUUCAUUUGAAAACCCACAAGUUAGUUCACACUGGCGAAAAGCCGUUCGAGUGUGACAUUUGCAAGAAAACAUUUAAAAGAAUAAGUUAUUUGAAGGCACACAAGUUAAUUCACACUGGCGAAAAAUCUUUCGAUUGUGACAUUUGCACGAAAAUAUUUACCCGAAGAAGUAAUUUAAAGAGCCACAGGUUACUUCACACUGGAGAAAAGCCGUUCCAGUGUGACAUUUGCACUAAAACAUUUGCACAAAAAAAUCAUUUGAAGCACCACAAGUUCGUUCACACUGGUGAAAAGCCAUUCGAGUGUGACAUUUGCAAGAAAACAUUUAAAAAUAUAAGAAAUUUAAAGGCACACAAGUUACUUCACUCUGGCGUAAAGCCAUUCCAUUGUGACAUUUGCAAGAACAUAUUUAGGCGAUGGUCCACAUUGAAAUCUCACAAAUUACUACACACUGGCGAAAAGCCAUUCCAGUGUGACACUUGCCCGAAAUCUUUUAACCGAAGAGAUACUCUUAAGAAGCAUAAGUUACUUCACACUGCAGCACAGCCAUAUGAUUCUGAUGCGUCGGAAAAAAUGAGAAAUCCGGGAAACAUGAGGAAACAUAGUACAAGACACGGCGUGAAACAGCGGGAUGUCAGUGAGUGUCAGUGGGGCGCGCUGCGGGCGAGGGCUCGGCCUCCGCCUGUCCCCUCACUGCAGGCAGCGCCGGCGACGCACAGGCCGCGUUGUCGACACGCUCUCCUACACCCACAUACAAGCGACUCCACCUACACUAACCACCUCAGUUGCAAUUCUGACAUCGGCGCGGACGGUCGCUUUCUAGCGGCGCCGUCUGUAGCCGUCACGUGUGACUCACUACUGAGUGACCCGGCUGCUCAAGGACAGCGUCCUGUUGUACACCGAGAUGCCUGAAAUCCCGGCUCAAUUGGAAGCCUUGGAACAGUAUAAAAUGUCAUUAAUCGCUAGGUUAAAAAAUCUAAAUGGUUCUUUAUUUUUAAUAAACAUUAUUAUGGCAUAA